CGAAGAGCAGCGGCUGCCACUUCAGCGGGGCGGUGGGAGCAGCUACAGUAGAGGCAGGGGGCUGGACCUGGGGGCUUCUGUCUUUCCGAAAAGCAGCACGGCACCUUGCAUGCUUAACUAAGGGUUUCUGCUAACAGGCUUUCUGUUUAAAACACUGAAGGGAUAAUACUCUUCACCCCAGAGGAGACGGCAAAAUGACCGCGGUCGAAAUGCAAGCGCAGUAUCAGAGCUCCUAUAUGAUGACUGCGACCGAGGAAUACAUGAUCCAGGAAGACGACUGGGACCGGGACCUGCUGCUGGACCCCGCCUGGGAGAAGCAACAGCGAAAGACCUUCACCGCCUGGUGCAACUCUCAUCUGCGUAAGGCUGGGACGCAGAUUGAGAACAUUGAGGAGGACUUCAGGAAUGGACUCAAACUCAUGCUGCUGUUGGAGGUGAUCUCAGGCGAGAGGCUCCCCAAGCCCGACAAAGGCAAAAUGCGUUUCCACAAGAUCGCCAAUGUGAACAAGGCCCUGGAUUUCAUCUGCAGCAAGGGAGUCAAGCUGGUGUCUAUUGGUGCUGAGGAGAUUGUGGAUGGUAAUGUGAAGAUGACCCUUGGAAUGAUCUGGACCAUCAUCCUGCGUUUCGCUAUCCAGGACAUCUCUGUAGAAGAGACCUCUGCUAAGGAGGGCUUGCUGCUGUGGUGUCAGAGGAAGACUGCCCCCUAUAGGAAUGUGAAUGUACAGAAUUUCCACAUCAGUUGGAAGGAUGGCCUGGCUCUGUGUGCCCUCAUCCACAGACACAGACCUGACCUCAUUGACUACUCCAAACUGCGCAAGGAUGACCCUAUUGGCAACCUUAACACUGCCUUUGAAGUGGCUGAAAAAUUCCUAGAUAUCCCCAAGAUGCUUGACGCAGAUGACAUUGUGAACACACCAAAGCCCGAUGAGAAAGCUAUUAUGACUUAUGUGUCCUGCUUCUACCACGCUUUCGCUGGUGCAGAGCAGGCUGAGACAGCAGCUAACAGGAUCUGCAAAGUUCUUGCUGUGAACCAAGAGAAUGAGAAGCUGAUGGAAGAGUAUGAGAAACUGGCCAGUGAGCUGCUGGAGUGGAUCAGGAGGACCAUCCCCUGGCUGGAGAACCGUGUGGCAGAGCAGACAAUGCCAGCCAUGCAGCAGAAACUGGAGGACUUCAGGGAUUACCGCCGCGUGCACAAGCCACCCAAGGUCCAGGAGAAGUGCCAGCUGGAAAUCAACUUCAACACCCUGCAGACCAAACUGAGGCUCAGCAACAGGCCUGCCUUCAUGCCCUCUGAGGGCAAGAUGGUCUCGGACAUUGCCAAUGCCUGGAAAGGUCUGGAGCAGGUGGAGAAAGGCUAUGAGGAGUGGCUGCUGACAGAGAUCCGCCGUCUGGAGAGACUGGAACAUCUUGCUGAGAAGUUCAAGCAGAAGUGUACCCUGCACGAGUCAUGGACUGCAGGCAAAGAGCAGCUGCUGUCCCUGAAAGACUACGAGUCAGCCUCUCUGAUGGAGAUCCGUGCUCUGAUGAGGAAGCACGAGGCCUUUGAGAGUGACCUGGCUGCCCACCAGGACAGAGUUGAGCAGAUUGCUGCGAUUGCACAGGAGCUUAAUGAGCUGGAUUAUCAUGAUGCAGCCACCAUCAAUGCCCGCUGCCAGGGUAUUUGUGACGAGUGGGACAAUCUGGGCACCCUGACCCAGAAGAGGAGAGACUCACUGGAGCGUGUGGAGAAGCUUUGGGAGACCAUUGACCAGUUGUUCCUGGAGUUUGCCAAGAGGGCAGCACCCUUCAACAACUGGAUGGAUGGAGCCAUGGAGGAUCUGCAGGAUAUGUUCAUUGUACACAGCAUUGAGGAGAUUCAGAGUUUGAUCACAGCCCAUGACCAGUUCAAGGCCACGCUGCCUGAGGCUGAUAAGGAGCGAAUGGCCACGAUGGGCAUCCAGAAUGAGAUCCUGAAGAUUGCUCAGACUUAUGGGAUCAAACUGACGGGCGAGAACCCUUACACUGUCAUCUCCCCACAGGACAUUAGCAACAAGUGGGAGGCCGUGAAGCAGCUCGUCCCAAUGCGUGACCAGAUGCUGCAGGAGGAGGUAGCCAGGCAGCAGUCUAACGAGAGGCUGAGACGUCAAUUCGCUGCCCAGGCCAAUAUUAUCGGGCCCUGGAUUCAGACCAAGAUGGAGGAGAUUAGCCAUGUGUCCAUUGACAUUGCUGGCUCACUAGAGGAACAGAUGGGCAAUCUGAAGCAGUAUGAACAGAACAUCAUCAACUACAAAUCCAACAUUGACAAGCUGGAGGGAGAUCACCAACUCAGUCAGGAGGGUCUCAUCUUUGACAACAAACACACCAACUACACUAUGGAGCACGUCCGUGUGGGCUGGGAGCAACUGCUCACCACCAUCGCUCGCACCAUCAACGAGGUGGAGAACCAGAUCCUGACCCGCGACGCCAAGGGCAUCAGCCAGGAGCAGCUCAACGAGUUCAGAGCCUCCUUCAACCACUUCGACAGGGUAAGGAGGGAGGAUGGGCAGACUCAUGAUACUUUAUUCAGCAUUCAGUGUGUUCUUAUGCAGCUUCUAGAUGUUCUAGAUUUAACUGAUACAAUUUCUCUCUUGAAUUCACAGAAGAGGAAUGGCAUGAUGGACCCAGAUGAUUUCCGUGCUUGUCUCAUUUCUAUGGGCUAUGAUCUGGGUGAAGUGGAAUUUGCACGCAUUAUGACCCUGGUGGACGCAAACAACACAGGAGUUGUCACCUUCCAGGCUUUCAUUGACUUCAUGACCAGAGAGACAGCUGAGACAGACACUGCUGAACAGGUCAUGGCAUCCUUCAAGAUCUUGGCAUCUGAUAAGACAUACAUCACAGUGGAGGAGCUGAGACGGGAGCUGCCUCCUGAGCAGGCCGAGUACUGCAUCAGCCGCAUGACCCGAUUCGUCGGAGUCAAUGCUCCCGCAGAUGCCCUGGACUACAUCUCAUUCUCCAGUGCCCUGUAUGGAGAGAGUGACUUGUAGAUCAACCUUUCACACACAUACACACACCCACCCACACACACACUUAUGCAUACAAACACCCACCAAUAUAGUGGCACCCUUUAUGUUUCCAACCAAGGAAGCCCAAAAGGUCUAUCUCCAAAAAUAUUAAGAGGCAUAUUGGAAUGGCUUUGCUGCAGUGCCCUGAGGAGCAGUAUUAGUUUGAUGUAUCUGGUUCUGAAUUGACAUCCAAUUGCUAAUGGAUGAGAAACAAAGCAACCAAGACGACUAUGUUUAAAAUCAAUGUCAUAUUUUAAUGCAGUAUGGUAUUGUCAGUUUAAGCCUUCUGUUCCUCAUUUUGUCACCCUUUGGAGAAAAGUCAAUUAAAUAAACUAUUUAUGAAUCUUA
This is a messenger RNA of Astyanax mexicanus (Mexican tetra), 3368 nucleotides long. RefSeq names its product actinin alpha 3a (gene actn3a). The record is from RefSeq and is a predicted model, not a curated record. Bases 195 to 3002 code for a protein of 935 amino acids. Gene Ontology annotation, biological process: actin cytoskeleton organization; muscle cell development. Lineage: Eukaryota; Metazoa; Chordata; Actinopteri; Characiformes; Acestrorhamphidae. The transcript is spliced from 20 exons. Gene Ontology annotation, cellular component: cortical actin cytoskeleton; Z disc; plasma membrane. Gene Ontology annotation, molecular function: actin filament binding; calcium ion binding.